AUGGAUAGCUAUCCUCAUGAAUUUAUUCUACAACAUGUACCUUUGAUGGUAGUAUUUGGUUUAGGUAUAGCGAAAGAUCUCGUUGAGCAAACCACUGUGUCUUCGCCUGCCUCUUCCAAGUCAACGCAUUCACGGCAAAGUUCUACAAGUAACAACUCGGCUUUUGCUUUAACGAGACAGCAAAUAGCAAAGAAUUUGCUUACUCAACUAACGGCAAAAAGUCAGGCUGGAGUUUGGGAGUUUGGGAAGAACACUGGCACCAUGUUUCACGUAGUGGCAGUAGACAAAAAUUAUCAAUUUCCUCCUCGAAAGCCUAUGGUGCGAUCCCCACAACCUUCACACCACUCAACCACGACUAUUCCACAUUCACCUCUUUCACCUCUUACACCGGGCUCGCCUGUUUUUCCUGAUGGUUUAAUUCCUCCAGCAUGGGUUCGCAAACAUCGUGAAAUGUUACCAAGUGUAGUAGUGGGAUUUUAUGAUUUGUGGCAUCGAUCUAUGGGUGGGUCAAUAAAAGAAAAAGAUGAAUCUAUGACAUCUCCAGAACUAUUUGGAUCGAUUGAACCCAUCGAAAAAGAGAAAGAUGGAAUUUUGGCAUUGGAAAUAAAUGAAAAGAGGAAAUCUCUCUAUGAAAGAGGCAUUAGAUUUGCUGCCGUAAUAUUACUCAAGGCGCAACACUCAGAGGAUCCAUUAACCGAAGAAAGAUUAGGAUAUAUUCGAAAAGCAAGUGGCCUAGAUGCAAGAAAUUGCUUUUUUGCUCUUACACCGGAUAGAGAUAUUACAGAGUUCGUGACAACUAUUAACGAGCUUGUAAAUAUGAUAAGCUUGCAAAAAGGUCUCUAUGAACAUAGCUUGAAUUAUUAUCGUGAGCACGGUAAACGAGUUAAAAGAAAACGAACUAGAUUACCUUCUCCUGCCACUGCUGGUUACAUUCGUCCGUCUUCUGAUUACCAUUCAUCAGCACCUGCUCCUUUAAGUAUUCAAGGAUGGAUGUUUCGUUAUGAUUACAAAAUGGCUACCUUUGCUGAGUUUCGGCAAGAAAUAGACGCAUCAAUACAUUAUUAUGAGUCAGCUUACACCCUUCUUGUAGACUUUUUUGCACCACAGUCAGCAAUUACACCUGGAGCUCCUGGUUUACCAAUACGUAGUAAACGAUGGUUAAACAGACACAUUACAACUUUUAAGCGAUUGUGCAAUACUUUGGAAAUUGGUGAUGAUACUUUUGAAUAUUGGUCGUGGUUAUCAAAGCAAUAUCGAGUUUUUGGCGAUGUGUUGGAAAUAGCUACUAGAUCUGGAUUUAUAAUACCCGAUCCAACUACAAUAUUUCAUACUACGUCAUCAGCGGACUAUCGAUUUGGUGGCGCAUCAAAUAGUCCUAUGGCAGGUUCUGGUGUUAAUCCAACAAUGGUUCUUCAGCACCCCGGGUUUUAUUAUCAUUCUGCUGCGCAGUGUAACUCUGUGAGGAGAAAAAAGUUUUUGGCUGUUGAAAAGAUAAUACAAGCAAGUGGUGAUGCUUUGAAGUUUCCAUCAUCCGUCCUUGAAGCAGAAAGAAAUAUUGAUCAUUCAACACUGACAAUAGAAUUACUUACAAAGAGUUAUGAGCAAUUCAAAAAACAGAAGGCAGGGCGUAUGACACUCUACUUGGCUUCUGAAAUUGCUGGAACCUAUUUUGAAGCAAGAAAAUACGAUAUGGCAUUAAAAUUUUUUGAACGUAUAGCCAAAACAUACCGCAAAGAAGAUUGGCACACGAUUCUUGAAUCAAUUUUGAAUUGGUCUCUGAAAUGUGCAAAAGAAUCUGGAACCUGGGACAAUGUUGUUGAAUAUUUAAUUGAGCUUUUGUCUGACAAAUUUCAUAUGAGUGAACAAAAAAGGAUAGAAAUUCAAAACAAAUUGAUGAACAUAAUAUUUAAGGUAAAUUUAACUUGUUAUGUACAAUUUAAAGAGCCUUCAACAUUUGUUGCAACUCCUACACCAUUUCAAAUUACUUUUAUAACACCAUUAGAUACACCACCAUUAGCUUUACAAUUUACAUAUUUACGACUAUCUUUUAACGACGCGAAUUUUAACCAUUACUUUACCCAUAACUCUAACGAUGAAUCCAAUGAUACAAAAUUACAAUGGAUAAAUUGUAAAGAAUGUCUACGAAAAGAAGUGAACGGUGAAGGCUAUGUAUGGGUCAAGAAUGUCGAUUUGACUUUUCGUAAAGGUUCAACAAAAAUUUUUGAAGGCCUUCUUGUUCCAAAAGAAAGUGGCGAUCUCCAACUUCAAGUUGUGACACUGGGAUUCUUAUCAGAAAAUUGGAAAAUCGAGCUCCGAUUUGAUGUAAAUACGUUACGAGAAGAACCCAUGAAGCGCAAAUGGUUGCAAUUUGAACCAAUUUCUGAUGGUGAACAAGUCAAAAACCCAUCUUUCAUGAAUAUCGAAGGAUCUGGUGACCGUGCUACGAUAAAGGUAACACAAAAACAAGCCAAGCUCGAUAUAAAGGUUAAUCACUCGGCACCUGCUUUAUUGGAUGAACACUAUCCAAUACAGCUCACCAUAUUAAAUUUAGAAUCUGAAGAUAUCAAAGCAAUGUUGAAUGCAGAACUUAUUUCAGAUUCCGAAGAAUCUGAAGAUGUUGUUUUUGAUACUAAUUUGAAUGUGACAAAUCAUCUGAAAGAUAUUGAUCUUGGAGUGAUUUCUUCAAAGGGAUCAUGUGUCAAAACCAUAUACAUUAUUGGAAAAAAAUUCACAAAUCUGCGGACUCUUCGCCUUACCGUAUUGUACUCAACUUCGUCUUUAAUACCUUCAACACCAACACCCAUCCAAAAUGGAAUUGAAAAGAAAGAAGAAUUCCGAAUACCGUUCAUAGCGCCUUUUUCUGUCGUUUUUAACAUUUCUCCUCAAGGAGAAGAAUUUGGUAAUAUACGAGAAACUUCAUCAUUGGAUCGAAUAGAACGGCAUUUUUUGGUUGCCAAAAUCACCAGCGUUGGACCGUGGGAUAUUUGUGUAUCUGGAAUAGAUUUAAUUUUGCUGGAUCAAGCAAACGCUCAAACGAAGAUUGAGAUUAUUUCAUCUUCAGUUGAAUUAGAUAGUGAAUCCUUAGAACAAGGUUAUAUAUUUAAUGUCAAUUACUUGUUGGAGUUGACAAUUUUGAAUGAUACAUCUUCAAACAAAAGUGUGGACAUAGGACUACUUGAUAUUCAAUGGAAGAGGAAUAAACGUUUUGGAGACAUUUCCGUUCCGUUUACAGAAACAACAAUGAUGGUGCCCCAGCUUGAAAGAUAUGAAUCAGAGCUAUCUGCUAUCUUAGAUAUACCGUCAAACCUUAUUGUUGGACAAAUUUUUACACUCACAUUUAAGAUCAUUAAUUGGGCAACUGCGCCGGUUCGAGUUCAUGUAACAGUUGAAGUCAAUGAUGCUUUUGUAUUUUCAGGAUAUAAACAAACAUAUUUCAUUGUAUCAUCGUUAUCAACGUAUUAUUUCAAAGCUAAUUGUUUUCCUUUAGCGCCUGGAAAAGUUAAAUUGCCAAGAGUAAAAAUGUUAAAAGCUGGAGAUAAUGGUGCUGCUGAGCAAGAAGUUUCUAUUACCGCACCUGGAUUUAAGGAACCUGUCGAAGAUGAAUGGUACAUGGUGUUUAUUAAACCUAAAAAAGAAAUAAAUAAAAUAAAUAAAUUAGUUCAGCACAAGUGA
This is a messenger RNA of Cetraspora pellucida, 3672 nucleotides long. The record is from the annotation of a GenBank genome assembly. Lineage: Eukaryota; Fungi; Glomeromycota; Glomeromycetes; Diversisporales; Gigasporaceae.